This is a messenger RNA of Alternaria alternata, 960 nucleotides long. Its product is annotated as orotate phosphoribosyltransferase. The record is from RefSeq and is a predicted model, not a curated record. The transcript has a single exon. The coding region runs from base 104 to 805 and encodes 233 amino acids. Gene Ontology annotation, molecular function: orotate phosphoribosyltransferase activity. Gene Ontology annotation, biological process: pyrimidine nucleotide biosynthetic process; 'de novo' pyrimidine nucleobase biosynthetic process; pyrimidine ribonucleoside biosynthetic process. Lineage: Eukaryota; Fungi; Ascomycota; Dothideomycetes; Pleosporales; Pleosporaceae. Gene Ontology annotation, cellular component: cytoplasm.
ACGCUUCCAGAAGGGUCCGUGCUUCCGAGCUCGGAAAGAAAUGUCUGAAUAUCCUCACCCACUUCCGAACCCAAAAGCAUCAACGGUAACAGAAAAAUCAACCAUGUCGCUACCAGAAUUCAAGCAGAAUUUCCUCAAGGACUGCGUGUCAGCCGGCGCGCUCAAGUUUGGCACCUUCACACUGAAGUCCAAGCGCAUAUCACCCUACUUCUUUAAUGCGGGACUGUUUCACAGAGCCGACCUGCUACGCUCCAUAUCCUCAGCGUAUGCGCACACUCUCAAGGCACAUGGCGAGUCAGACCCUUCGUUCCAGUGGGACAUUCUGUUCGGACCAGCGUACAAGGGAAUUCCACUUGCAGCAGCAUCAGUCGACAAGCUUGCAGACCUUGAUCUCGCCAAGUACGGACAGAAGAGCUACAGCUUCAACCGUAAAGAAGCAAAGGACCACGGUGAAGGCGGAAACAUUGUCGGUGCAAGUCUGAAGGGAAAGAAGAUUGUUAUCGUUGAUGAUGUCAUUACCGCUGGUACUGCAAUCAGGGAGGCUAUUGAUAUCAUCAAGAGGGAAGGUGGAGAGCUGGUCGGCAUCAUCGUUGCUUUUGACAGGCAAGAGAAGACACCUACUCCCAAUGACGAGGAUGGGAAGCCAGGACCAAGUGCGAUUGGUGAGGUCAGGAAGCAAUAUGGCAUUCCCGUUCUGGCUAUCUUGACGCUGGAUGAUGUUGUUCAGUAUUUGAGGAGCUUGGGUGGUGAAGAGGAUCUGAAGAGGCUAGAUGAGUAUCGGGAGAAGUACAAGGCGAGCGAUUAGAGCGCCCUAGAUGAGUAUCCACCAGGUUACGGUUAUGGAGUACGGUUGAUGGCGAAUGCCGGCUGCGAAAACGCCGUCUAGGAUGCAAUUCAAGCUGCAAGCACUCCAAUUUCACAACGUUCCUCCAGCCCCAUGAAGCUGUGCCUGAUCCUGAG